ACAUGAAAGUUACCGCCGAGUCGGCAGCAGCAUGUCAGCGCUGCUCCCGCCGCGAUCUCCUCUGGCCGGCGGACGCAGCGCAUCGCUCAUGAAGCGCUGGCUGCUGCUCACCGCCGUGGCCCUGGUCGCAGCCGGCCUCGCACCCACCGACGUGAUUGUCAAGAACCAGCCGCUGACCGUGUCCCUGGGACGCUCUGUGUUCCUGAGCCCGUCGGAGGACCUGCGCAUACGGGUCGCACCGGGAGACCGCUGCGACGUGCAAGUCGUUCAGGCAGAGGAUGGCGAGCCCGCUUCCAUCCUGUCUUGGAGUCGGCCCGGAAGGCUGCAGCCUGCAUCUUUUCCGUGUGGAUUUGGCUUCGGAACUGUGUCCUACACGCAUUUUGGGUCCAGGAUAACACCGCUUCUCGACAGGGUGCGACUCCUCGUCAAGUACGAGGCCGAGGAUGAGACGCUGAUAGUGCCCUUGCUAUUGUCGGUGGAGGUGUCGCCCGAGCCGUAUCAGAUUGCAGUGAAAGUGAACGCGCUGUCCGUGCCAUCGAUUGGGGGUGAGACCGAGCCCAUCAGUGAAGACGUCCUUACUUUCAGUGGCGUGGAACCGGGAAGUGUGUGCAGGGUGCGCGUCUUAACGGAGGUUCACCGGCUUCCCCGUCACGGUGAGUUGGUUGGUGACGUCCCGACACAGUUCACAAGUUGCGAGUCUCUUCUUAGAGGCGACGUCCGGUAUCGCCACACCGGUGGUUCGCAUUCAUUCAAAUGGGACUACGUACCGUUCCUCGUAGAGGUCACCGAUUCCUCAGGCCAUUCAUCGAGGAAGGAGCGCUUUCACUUACCCAUAAAGAUUGAAGCAGGCAUUGAGAACUCUGCUCCCCAACCGACUUUCGCGUCUGAGCUUCGCCUCGACGUAAGCCAGUUCAUAAUGACUCCAUUAACUCCCGCCGUGCUCGCUGCAGAUGAUCCGGAUAGCGACAGUGGCACGCUGCUCUUUAAUUUUAGAACAGUGCUCGGUCCUGGAGAGGGACAUUUCGUGACAACUGAUGACCGUCGUGUGCCAACUACCUCGUUUUUCCAAAAGGACGUGCAAGCCCUAAAGAUCGCUUACGUGCCCCCGCUCGCACAAUCUAAUGACAGCCGAGUGUUCCGAGUUGAAGUAGAGGUGGUCGAUCCAGACGGCGCGACUUCGGACCCAUUCUCUCUCAUGAUUGUCGUGAAACCGACAAACACUAUGGCUCCUCUAGUUACUAAGAACACUGGAAUCACGCUGAUCGAAGGAAAAUCGAGAAAAAUUGGGGGCAGCUUAGCUAUCUCGGAUCAGGAUAACCGCGAAGACGUCCUCUUCACCGUCGUUGACGGAAUGAGGCACGGAAGCCUUCUGGUGGAUGGUGAGGAAGCCGACAUGUUUACGAUUGCCGACUUGGACGAAGGGCGCGUCGCUUAUCGACACGAUGGAAGCAGUACAAGCACAGACAAUGUUGUCUUUAAAGUGAGCGAUGGACGACACGACGUGGAAUUUCUUUUUCCUGUCACUAUUUACCCGGUUGACGACGAACCUCCGCUAUUGGAUAUAAACACCGGCAUCACGAUCCACAAAGGAGAGGACGCCCAAGUUUUAUCUCGCUACCUAAGCGCCACCGACGUUGACAGCGAUGAUUUCGGCAUUCUCUUCGAGCUACUGCCCCCGUUUCCAGAACAUGGUACAUUGCUGGUGAAGAAGCACGAAAAGCCACCCAAUUCUUUCCAUUGGCUUUUCAAGGAUGGCUUGUACGAAGCAGAGGUGACCAAGUGGGAGCAGGUAGAUUUGCUCGAAGGAAACCUCUACUACCGCUAUUCGGGAGAUCACGUUUCCGAACCAAUCACAGACCGCGUCUUUUUCCAGCUCUCUGACGAAAACGAACCGCCAAAUGAAUCCGGUAUAAACGAGUUUUUGGUCAGGAUUCUUCCUGUUGACGACUUGCCACCGGAGAAGCACCCUGACGCCACGCUUCAUCUCCUCGUAGAGGAGUUCCAGCUGACGGUGAUCACGAAGAAGGAGUUGCGUUACCGCGAUCUGGACACGAAGGAAAAGGAGCUCCGCUGUCGGAUCACUCGGCCGCCUUUCGACACGGACGCUAGCAACGCGAUGAGCGCUGGCUCAGUAGUACGCAUGGACGAACCGGACACAGAUGUCACAGAGUUUACGCAGGCCGAAGUCAACCACCAUAAAAUCGGCUACCGACCCCCAUCGGCGGAACUGGGAAUUGUUCCGAGGAUAAUAAACUUCGAAUUCGAGGUGCGCGACAACGGUGAUAAUGUCAUCGGCGGUCAAGCCUUCACGGUUCUCUUGCAGCCUGUAGACAACAAACCGCCCGCAGUGCACAAUCGUGGCAUAACUGUUACGGAGAAAUCUUCAGUGGAAAUCACCCUGGAGGACCUCGACGCGAUUGAUACGGAUACGCCUAGUGAGGAGCUAACUUUCGUUGUGCUUAAGGUUCCCGCCUACGGAGCAAUUCGAUUGGGGGGAGAUGUCUUAGACGAAAACGAUUUCUUCAAAUGCUCAGACAUCGCGAGCGGUCAGUUAUCAUAUGAAAACAUGGGUACCUCUGGAAGAAAAAUGGACAAGUUUGAGUUGGAGGUUCGUGAUGGAAUACAUAGAGUUCCGGUGACUGUUAAGGUAAACAUUAAACCACUGUCGGAGGAAUCGCGUGUUCCAAAAAGGCCCGGUACCACCAAUGUGCUCUUGACUGCUAAAGAGGGGGGCAAGGUUUUAUUGCAGAGUCAGUCCUUCAAUAUACAAAACAUUGUUGACCAUGCAGGUAGUUUUCAAUUUAUUCUAACACAUGCUCCCAGACAGGGCAGCAUAUUUAACAGUGGAAUGAAAGCAAAUCGGUUUUCUCUGCAAGAUCUUCUGAAGCGAAGAGUCUUCUAUGUUCACAGUGGCAUCGAGACUGGUGUAAGCGGUUCGAGUGACAUAUUUCAGCUCAGUAUUACUGAUGGCUCAGGAAUAACACGAAUGGAUGAUGCUCUCGUUCAUGUGAAAGUUGAGCCUGUAGAUUCGGUACCCCCACGAAUUCUGAUCGGACCGUCUCUCGCCGUUCCUGAAGGCGGCAAAGCCACGAUCACGCGUGUACAUCUUUCGGCUACAGACGUGGACACGAAUGAUGAAGAUAUCCUCUGCAGUAUCGACGUGCAGCCGAGCCACGGGUACGUCGAAAACGCGUCACCUCUGCCGGGCUCUGAGCGUGUGCAUACAGGCGUACCCGUGUCGGCAUUCACAACGGCAGAAGUAAUAUCGGGUUGGAUAAACUAUGUCCAAAGCAUACAUAGAGGAUUUGAACCACUGGAGGACAAUUUUACCUUUGUUUGCUCCGACGGUGUGAACACUAGUCCCAAGCAUACGUUUCAUGUGCAGAUAACGCCAAAGAACGAUGAGAUGCCAGAGAUAACGAUAGACGAGAUAACUGGGUCGGAAGGUUCUGAUAUAUCGUUAGAGGAGAUUGUCACGCAAGCAGCAGACAUGGACAGGCCCAGUGACAAACUGACAUUUCGGGUCACGAAACCACCUCUGCACGGGAAGGUACUGUCGACCCGAACGAUGCAGCUGGAAACAUUCGACAGCGACGACGUGGCGGCGCCGUCCUUUGUAGUUUACAGGCAUGACGACAGCGAGACGACAUCAGACUCGUUCGAGCUAUCUGUCAGUGACGGACAACACGAAAGUCGCAAGCAGAUUUCUGUGAUCGUAACGCCGGUAGAUGAUGAAACACCUCGGCUCGUGGUCAAUGAUGGCUUGGAGGUGGGAUUGGAAGAAAAGAAAGCCAUCACAAACCGCGUUCUGAGAGCCGAGGACAUCGAUUCUGAUGAUUCCAGCUUGACUUACAUAUUAAGAGACGUACCUAGGCACGGGAGACUGCAACUCUUGAAUUCCAGCACUUAUCAGCCUUCGCGCAAUUUAACCCUAGCGUCUAACUUUACUCAGCAAGAUAUUGACAAUGGUCUCAUCUUGUACACGCAUACCGGGGCGCCCGGAGUCCGCGAUCUCAUUAGACUCGAUGUCACAGACGGCACCAACUCGCUAAUCGACCAGUACUUCUGGGUCACCAUCGAGAGCAUCGACGUUGUUUACCCGGAGGUUGUGAAUCGAGGAGUGAGACUUCCCGAAGGAGGCAAAGUGACGCUCACCACCGCCUCACUGAGCACGACAGACCUGAACAGCGAUGACGAACGUCUUCGGUUUGCCAUAACCCAGUCGCCCGGGAAAGGGCAUCUCGAAAGUUCAGAUGCCCCGGGAGUGAUCAUCAGAUCCUUCACGCAGCUCGACUUGGCGGGAAACAAAAUUAGCUACGUUCACACAAGCAAGGAUGAGAGCAAGCUCGACAGCUUUGAAUUCGAAGUGAGCGACGGCCGAAACUCGGUGUUCCGUACUUUCCGAAUCGCCAUCACCGACGUGGACAACAAGAAGCCCGUAGUGUUCAUCUCACCGCUGAGACUCCGCGAAGGCACUGAGCGCCUCAUCACGCCGUUCGAGCUAAAGGCCGACGAUAUGGACACUCCGGACAGGAGCGUCCGCUUCCGCAUCAUCCACAGGCCGCUGCAUGGCCGCAUCAUCAUCGACAGGUCCCGCGAGGCCACCUCCUUCACCAUGGCCGACCUCGGGGACAACAGGCUGUCCUACUCUCACGACGGCAGCGACACGAAGCGCGACAACUUCACUUUUGUGGUCAGCGACGGCGUCCACGACGACUUCUACGUGCACCCGAACGUGCAGCAGCCGACGCGCGAGCCGCAGCUGUUCCCCGUAGAAGUAGUCGCGGUGGACAACAGCCCUCCCCAAGUGGCGGUGAACCGGGGAGCCUUCGCGCUUUCCUACUUGGAUGGAUCACGCCGGCUGGGAUUUCGCUUCGACAGUGACGUGCUGCGCGCGUGCGACAGCGACAGUGUGGCUGCCAGGCUCAAGUACGUGGUGACCGUGUUCCCCAGCCACGGAAUCCUUGUCAACCGGGCCGUCGGCAACCGGAGCGUCGUGGAGUUCACGCAGGCCGACCUGGAUAACGAGGAUAUAUUCUACCUGCUGCACCAAAAGUCCAACGCCACGUGGGACAGCUUCCAGUUCAAAGUGGUUGACGAAGGGAAGAACGAGCUGAGGGGCCAGAAGUUCGAUCUUCGCUGGUCGUGGAUCUCGCUGGCCCAUGAGCGGUACAUCGUCAACGAGACCGACUCGCACUUAGUGGUGGCAGUCCGCAGGAGAGGGUACCUGGGAGAGACGGCGUUCGUCGGAAUCUCGGCGCGAAACCUGAGUGCCCGCCAAGGCUUUGACUUCAGCGCAUCGUAUGCACGCCAGGUGCAGUUCAACCCGGGUCAGGCUGAAGCUGAAUGGCGACUGCGGCUGCUGGACGACGCGUUCUUCGAACGCCACGAGGAGUUCCUCGUCGUGCUGGGACAGGCGCUCAUGGCUGCCACCGAGUCUCCGGACAGGGCUUUGGUCUCCUUGCGCGACGCUGAAGACGAACCGACGAUGUCGUUUGCCGAGACUAACGUGACCGUGUAUGAGGACAGUGGGGAAGUGCUGCUGACAAUACGCAGGCGUGGCGACGUUACCAUGGACACCGGCGUACUCUGCGUCACGCAUCCAGGUACGGCCUCGGGCACUCAGCCAUCGCCGCUAGAAUCCUACUCGGACUACGUGGCCAGACCAAUGAAUCCAAGCAGCCUCGUGCGCUUCCGUACCGGCGAAGCAGAGAUGACAUGCCGCGUCGCCAUCAUCGACGACUCUCUCUACGAAGAGGCCGAAAACUUCACCGUCAGCUUGCUUUCGCCCCACAAUGGCCGGGUCGGAAAGAACGGCUCGGCAGUCAUCACCGUCGCUCCGGACCCCAGAGAUGCCCCGUACUUCUACUUCGAGAAACCAAACUACGAGGUGGACGAGAGCGCGGGAAGCUUCGAGGUAACCGUGCUUCGAGAUGGACCAGACCUCAGCAUUACCUCGUCUGUGAUGGUGCGCUCAAAGCAGAUGUCACCGCCGAGUGCUCAAGCCGGCAGCGACUACAUCGCAGUGGGUGAGCUGGUGCGCUUUCCGAGCGGCUCCACAUCACAGACGGUGGAAGUGGUGCUACUCGAUGACUACGGCCAGCCCGACUUGGAGUUCAUCGAGACCUUCCAGCUGGUGCUGCGCUCUCCCACGAACGGCACCGUCGGCUCUCCGGGAACUGCUCUCGUCUCCAUCAACGAUACGCUCUCCGAUGUGCCAAAGAUGUUCUUCCUGGAGGAGGAGUACGUGGUGGACGAAGAGGCCGGCUCCCUGUCAGUGUCCGUGGCUCGCACGGGCGACACCAGUCAGCAGUCGUCGGUACGCUGCUACACACGCCAGGGGUCGGCAACAGUCGACCUGGACUUCGAGGAAAGGCCCAACACCGACCAAUCCCUCAUCGUCUUUGAGUCCGGCGAGCGUCGCAAGAAAUGCGUGCUCCACAUCAGAGACGACAGCAUCAACGAGGGACUUGAAGAGCUGCGCCUGGUGCUCGGCUCUCAGCGCAGUAACACCGCCGGCAUGGCAAUGCUGGGAGAGCCCAACAUCGCCAAGAUACGCAUCCGAGACGAGUCCGACCAGCCCGUGAUCCAGUUCCGGCAGACGCGGACGACUGUGAAGGAACCCCGGAACCCGGACGAUACUGUGAGCCUGGCCGUGUCCGUGAUACGGCUGGGCGACUGCAGCACCACAUCGGUGGUGCGCGUCUACAGCCGAGACGGAUCGGCCACAGCGGGCACAGACUACCAACCGCUGUCGCAGGAACUCACAUUCCACCCUCUUCUGAACGAGACCAUUUUCACGGUUCAGAUCCUCUACGACGAAGCCAAGGAACACAAAGAGGCCUUUACGCUCCACCUCAAGGAAGAUGCCAAGCGCAUAGCCAACGUGAAGGACCCCAAGAUGAUCGUGUACAUCGAGGACGUGCGCUUCCUUCCAGCAGUGACGUUUCCCUCUGAACCGGUGGUGGUUUCUCUGCGAGACUACGAUGACGCUGACGCAGCCUCGCCACGGCCAAUUCAUGGAUAUCCGCUCUGCUGCAUAUCGUCCUGCAACACGAAACAUCCCGAUUACUUGCGCACCGGGCCGAUUUGCGCGAAGCAAGGCAUCAACGACAGUCUUACAGAGUUCCACUGGAAAGUGGCCGCAUCGGAUGAUUCGUCUGGCCUGCGAGACAUCAGGUGCAAGACGUUCUUCGCUCCCGUUAAAUCGAUCACGCUGGACAGCGUCUACUUUUCGUCAGGAAGCAGAGUACAGUGCUCCACACGUGCCGUCAACACCGACGGGGACGUGGGUCUCGAGGUCUACAGCACGCCGGUCACUGUGGCUUCGGACGCCGGCCUGUGUCGGCCACCCGAGGACAACUACGUAGGCGCCGAGCCAUUCACUGCCAGGUUGAGAUACACGGGUACGUCUGAUCCCCGGGCACCGAAUCGAAUUCAGAUCACGGUUCUGGUUCCGCACCGGGAUGGCCUGCUGCCCGCCAUCUCUACGAGGCCCCUGUCUAACCUGGAGUUCGCUCUCAGCCCGAGCAGCCUGCGCACGGGGCUACACCGAUGCUCGAACCUCGUGGACGCUCAGGAAGCAUUCACUCCGCUGGGAUUCGUCACCAAUGCGACGCUCGAUCGCCGUCUGGUUGCCGAAGCAGCCGAGCCAUACCAGUACAGCUCCCAGAUGCGAGGACAGUCGACGCUCAGAUUUUAUAGAAGCUUAGAUCUGGAGUCGUGUAUGUGGAACUGGACAGCUUUCUACACGCUUUCAGAGCUGGUUUCCGAUUGCGGUGGCUCUAUUAAUCAUGACGGACAGGCCCUGAACUUGGUGCAGUCCUACGUGUCAAUGUCCGUGCCCCUGUACGUGUCGUACGUGCUGCACUCGACUGCCGCAUCGGGUGGCUGGCAGCACAGCGACAUGGUGACUGAGCUCAAGAUCAGCUUCGUCUACAACACGGCCAUCCUCUGGGACCACGGAAUAUCCACCUACCUGGACUCUCAUCUCAACGGUAGCAUAUACCCGACGCAAAUGCGGAUCAACGACAACGGACAGCUGGUGGUGCGAUUUCGCACAGUCGCUGGCUUUCACGGACAGUACAUCCUCGAAAGCAGAGAACUAAAGAAGAUGUCGUACGUCACGUCCGAAGAACAGCCUGACGUCACGUUCACCCUGAAGCUCGUACGACGGGACGCGACUUACAGCGCAGCACAGCAGGAGUGGGAGUUCAUCUCAGACGUUGCUGUGAAGGACUACUCGGGCACCUACCGCAUCCACCUGGUGCCGUGCACGGUGCGCGAAGGCACCCUGUUCUCGGAGCCGAUGCGUUGCACGCCGCAGGAGCCGGUGCCCUUCGAACUGCCCAUCCACUUUCAGCAAGUGAGCGACCCGGUGCCCACGCGUUUCUCGCUCGAUACGCAGUUCCACAUUACUCGGCGUCGCGAGGCAUGGCUGCGGCGCGCCGACCAGCAGGCGGACGACGACGACGUGGACGUCUCCUUCGCGCCAGGAGACAAGAUUUAUGGCAAGAUAAUGGUGAGCCCUCUGCAAAGCCUGGGACAUUCGUUCGAGCUGUUCAUAGAGAAGUGCUUCCUCUGCACGGGAGUCGACGGUUACAUCCCGCGCUACGAUCCGGACAACGAGGACUAUGGGUGCAUUGCCGAGUCGGCCAACCUUCGUUACAUCAUAAAGAUUAUCGACAAGGAGUCAUCGAGCAGCGUCUCGUCGCAGCUUCACGGCGCGCAGUUCAAUGCCACCCUGGUCUCGCAGAGUCGUGACGCCGAGUUAGCCGCCAUCGAGGAGGACCCGGGCGCCGACGGCUUCUACUUCCUCGCGGACCCUCUUUUUAAGGUGGCCUCGGGGACCCUCUGGUUCAUCCACUGCAUCUACACGCUUCGCGGUAAAGAAGGAAGCGGCUCCAAGAGGUUCGGCAAGCGUCAUGCGGGCGACUGGCUCCAGCAGCAGCGCCACCGCCGAUCGGUGCUCGUCGAGAGCAUCGGCAAGAACGGUCGGGGCACCAACAUGCACCAGAUCGUGCUCUCGGACGCUCUGCAAAGCACGUGGACGUAUCGGUCGGACGGCGACUCGACGGCCGACCUUCCGUGGCUGGUGACACCGUGCGUGCUGGUGGCUGCAUUGGUGAUAGCGCUCGCAAUCGCCAUCGUCGUGUGCCGGAAGCGACGCAGUUCGGCCAGCCUGACGCCCUCCGGAAACGGCGCGGUGACCAUGUGCUGUUCCGGAAAGAGCCGCGUCUGUGCUUCCGGCUACGUUCCUAACAUUGCCGCGACGGAAGUGUAAGGACACACCAGUAGCGCUAGAUGGGCACAGAACGCGGUGAUGACAGUAAUUCCAAGUGGCGCAGACGCGGACGACUGAAGCAACCGUGGUUCAGUGCGUCUCCGAAGUGAUGCGCACCUCUGAAAUCCCGCCCCUGGUGAAGAGACACGCCGUGUGUGUAUAUCUCAGUUGAACGCUGUGCUUUGUAAAACCAAGCGAACAUAGGCGCCACAGUCACUUUUGAAGACGAAAGGUUCCGCAUCAGAAAGUAGCUUUCAUUAUACGCCACCUCAGCGGCGUACACCUAUUGAGUGUUGCGGCCUCUCGAUUACGAUGCGUGGAGUCUGCAUGCUGUUACUGCAAUGUGAUCUUCUACGGCUAUGCAGCGUUUUGAUCUAGAUUGCUAGUAGCAUUCAAGAAACUUUGCUGCGGGUUCGCCUUCGAAGGAGACAGACGGUAGGGCCAGCAAAUUGUGCCAAUGGCAUUCAUAACCACACGGGCAAAUUAAAUUUAUGUUGCGGCUGCCACAUUUCUUCCCGUGCAAAACUUAUCCUCAGUGUCGCUAAAGAGGCCGGUGUGUAGAGGGAGCUUGUCGAAUAACGCUGGAUGUCACAUCGACGAAAGACAAAGACCUCACGAGAGCGUAAGUAUCUCGUGUACUUAGAGUUGUAUGACAUAGAAGAGUGCCUUCAGAAAUAUUGCAGAACAGUCCAGGACCCAUGAGCGUUAAGCAUUUAUCAGCUUGAGUUGGCCUUCCAUUCGAAGCACCUGACAGUACGAGAUGAAAGCAAGCAGUUCUGUGCCGCGAGUUAUUAUCCAGCAUGUGCGUGCCAUAACAAAAACUGAACAUUGAAGGAAACGUCUCAAGCCCGGUGACCUCGACACUUCGCUUUCCCCUUCACGUGUGUUUGCUCGAGUGAAUGGCGAGUGCAAUGACGCAAAUACAGUUUGCGCCGGUCCAGAGAGCAUAUUUCAUGUCGUCCUAUCACUGCCGACCAUAAGCUUCGUUUUGUACAAACAAGCUUGCAUAUAGCGAGCAACAUCUCUGGACACAGUGUUUCAUCGUGUGCCAUACAUGUCAUCUUCAGAUCUGUGUACCUGCCACAAAUGAGGAUCACUCUGAGUUGUGUGAUAAAGUCGUUCUCCGUGUACG
Molecule: messenger RNA, 10415 nt
Organism: Rhipicephalus sanguineus (brown dog tick)
Lineage: Eukaryota; Metazoa; Arthropoda; Arachnida; Ixodida; Ixodidae
Product: FRAS1-related extracellular matrix protein 2
Exons: 24
Coding region: 32-9283 (3083 amino acids)
Biological process (GO): cell communication
Cellular component (GO): membrane
Source: RefSeq, a predicted model, not a curated record